GAGGCAUAAUAGGGCUUGGAGAAGCAGAGGAAGAUCGUGUUGGUCUAUUGCAUACAUUGGCAACUCUCCCUACUCACCCAGAGAGUGUUCCAAUCAAUGCACUAUUGGCAGUAAAAGGCACGCCUCUACAGGAUCAGAAGCCAGUUGAAAUAUGGGAGAUGAUUCGAAUGAUUGCUACUGCUCGAAUAGUCAUGCCAAAAGCAAUGGUCAGGUUGUCAGCUGGUAGAGUGCGUUUCUCAAUGCCCGAACAAGCCCUCUGCUUUCUCGCUGGUGCAAAUUCUAUCUUUACUGGGGAUAAGUUAUUGACAACUCCCAACAAUGAUUUUGAUGCUGAUCAACUCAUGUUCAAGGUGCUUGGUUUGAUUCCAAAAGCUCCUAGUUUUCCUGAAGAUGAAGAGAGAGCUUUUGAAUUGGAAAAUUGUCAGGAAGCUGUUUCUAGUUCAGGUUAACAUUAUUACUUCUAGGGGCUAUCUAUGUAAUCAUCCCUUGGGCCAUUGCCCCCUUUAUGUGAAACUAAGUAGGAUGAUUUGUUAUUUUUCAAAUUAUAUUGGAUCAAUAAGAGAUAAUUCUUUUUUUA
This is a messenger RNA of Hevea brasiliensis (rubber tree), 577 nucleotides long. RefSeq names its product biotin synthase, mitochondrial-like. Gene Ontology annotation, molecular function: 2 iron, 2 sulfur cluster binding; biotin synthase activity. The record is from RefSeq and is a predicted model, not a curated record. Gene Ontology annotation, cellular component: mitochondrion. NCBI's taxonomy places the organism in Eukaryota, Viridiplantae, Streptophyta, Magnoliopsida, Malpighiales, Euphorbiaceae. Gene Ontology annotation, biological process: biotin biosynthetic process.